UGUUUCUCAGAAAUCAAGGGAGGGAACUGUAGGGUUUCCUGAGAUGGAAGGGAACCGGGUAGUCUGGUUCCCCUUAAGAAUUUGAAGGAAUGUUUGAAUCUGUGAAGGGUCACUCCUAAGCGUAUAAAGCCCCUCCACGGGAUAGCGCGGGGCACCCAUUUUCUCCACCUGUUUCCCGCUCUGGGGCUUGCAGGCAUCUUUGUCUAAACGCUACUUUUCUCAACCGAGCCCUCUGGUAGGAAGAAUUUAAAGGAAAAAAAGAGUCAAAGGAUCAAAAUGUAAUUGCUUUAGGCACUCAGGAGGAUGCUGAGGGAUGGAUAGUUUAAGGGUUUGCUAAGCUUGAAGGCCCAGGACUGUGAGAGGAGAGGAUCCCGAACUCUCAGUGAGUCCCAGAGGGCUUGAAGAGUCAAGGAAAGGGACACUCCUUAUACUCUAGCCUUUUUCUUUUUCUUUUUCUUUUUUUUUCUGGCACACCAGGGCAUUGAAUUUUCUCAGACCUCUGUCUCUCUUUGAAGGACGUGUAUUGAGCACCCAAGGCAUACAGGGCUCUGAGAUAGGCAGUCAUCACAGAGAUGAAUCAUACUUUCUCUGCUUCUCCCAUUGUCUCCCAUGGUUCCUCAAUCCUCACACCCAAGGCCCCUGGAACUCCCUCCCUCCACCUCUUUCCAGGUUCCCCGUUGAGAGGUGGCCGUUGCCAUGGUAACAAUGACACAGUGACCUUGGGCCUGGGCUGUCCCUCCUCCUACCCUGGCGCUCUUAGAUGAGCCUAAAAGGGAAUUCUAACCCUGCCUCUCCUUCUCAGCCUUCGGGUUCUCCACUCCUUCAUCCCCUUUCAAUCCAUGUUCCCUUGUCCUCAGUCAAAACAAAGCCUUUGUGGAGACGUUCUGCAUAGAAUAUCUCUAAACUGGGCUAUGGAGAAAUGCCCUUAGCCUUCCGUGUUCUGGGACAUUUGGAUCAAGCUUGUCCCUCUGCUAGAGGCUCCACCCUAUCCAUGUUACUUCCGAUCACAGCCUCAGUCCCCAAUGGCUGGAGGUAGGAAAGAGAGGUCUGGGGUUAAGAGGAGGCAUCUAACGAAGAGGUUGAGGAACUCCUGGGCUGUCAAGACCAGAGGGGCGGUGGAACUUGUCUGAGUUUACGCAGUCACAAACUCAAAUGCUUAACAGCUAACUCCCCCAUUGCGCGAUUCCCGUGAGCCAUGUGUUUGGGGGCGCCAUACAAGCAAGCAUUAGUUCAACUAAUUUCUUAGGUAAUGAAGUAGCCAUGGUUAACUCAAUUUGAAGACAAAGAAAUGGAGGCGCAGAAGCCAAAGCAUAGACUAUCCCGUGCCCAAGGACCACACCAAGGUUCUUUGGGCCUCAACAGCCUUCGCCUCCCUUCCCUCCUCCCUCCUCACUAUCCUUUGGGUAGAACUGCAAAUACUCCAAUCAGAAAGGGCCAUGUAGGUGAUUUGUCCAAUCAAGAGCAAGUUUGGAAAGCAAGGGAGGGGGGCAGUUCGAUGGGUUUGUUCAGUCUUCUUAGAAGUACCAGCAUCUUCCAAGAAGUACCAGCACCCUGCUGCCUAACCUAUUUUUUUUUUAAAAUAUUGAUGUAUUUUAUUAAAUUGUAUGUGUGUGUGUGUGUGUGUGUGUGUGUGUGUGUGUGUGUGUGUGUGUAUUCUUUGGGCAGGAAGGCAAAAAUGCAGAGUGUGGCUUAAGCAGUAGUGGGUGGGGCUUGAGUUUGUGGGUGGAACUAGGAUGAAUAUUAUAAUUAAGCCUACAAAUAGGGGUUGGGAUUUAGCUCAGCGGUAGAGCGCUUGCCUAGCGAGCGGAAGGCCCUGGGUUCGGUCCCCAGCUCCGGAAAAAAAAAAAAAAAAAAAAAAAAAAAAAGAAAAGAAAAAAAAAGCCUACAAAUAGUUGGUGGUAGUUGGUGGUGGUGGUUGAUGGUGCAGGGAUGGCGCACUCGCCUUUACUCCCAGCACCGGGAAGGCACAGGCAGGCGGAUCUCUGGGAAUCGGAGGCCAGUCUGGUCUAUAGAGUGAGUUCCAGGACAGCCAAAGCUACAAAGAAACCCUAUCUUGAAAAAAAACAAAAAAGAGAAGAAUAGGAAUUAUGGGUCUCAGGCUGGGCGUAGUGGUGCACGCACCCCUUUACUCCCAACACUGGAGAAGCAGAGGCAGGCAGAUAUCUCUUAGUUCAAGGCCAGGUUGGUUUACACAGCAAAUUUGGUGCCAGCCUGCCAUCUAGAGCUAGAUUUAUGCUUUAGAGGCAGCAGGUGGGACCAAAAUUGGGGGUAGGGCCCAGGUGAGGAAUUAGAGGCUAGCUCAUGAGUCUGUGUUGGAAGAUCUGUUGCAGGAGUUCGCGCUCUGAUCAGGCGACUGCACUGUGUGCUUUCAAUGGCCCCUUCUCUCACGUAUCCAUCAUGCGUUUCUAUUACCUUCCCCUCCUCCCACACCUCCAGUCUCUUAUAUGCUAUGUCUGCAUAUGUGGACUUCCUCUUCAUUCAUAAGCUAUGCUGCUGCCAUUUAUCAUCUGCGUGACGCUGGGCAAGUGACUAGAUCUCUCUGCCUCAGUGGUUCUCAUCUGUAAAAUAGGGAUAGUCAGGGGAGCGCCUUCCUACUUGAAUACCUGCUAUGUCUAUCUGGUUUGUUUGCUGCUGUUGUUCUACCUCAUUAUGUGUGUUACAUGUGCACACACACACGUGUGUGUGUGUGUGUGUGUGUGUGUGGUGUGUGUGGUGUGUGUGGUGUGUGUGGUGUGUGUGUAUGGCAGAGGUCAACUUUCAGGUGUUGUUUCUCAGAAAUUGGUUCACCUUAUUUUUAUUUAUUUAUUUAUUGUUGUUUUUGUUAAUGAUUGAUUUAUUUUUAUGUGCAUUGGUGUUUUACCUGCACACAUGCCUGGCAAGGGUGUCAGGUCCCCUGUAACUAGAGUUACAGUCAUGAGCCACCUGUGUGGGUGCUGAGACUUGAACCAGGGUCCUCUAGAAGAGCAGCCAGUGCUCUUAACCACUGAGCCAUCUCUCCAGUCCCCUACCUACUUUGAGUCAGGGUUUUUCUAUGUAGCCCUGGCUGUCCUUGAACUCCCUCCAUAGACCAGGCUGGCCUUAAACUCAGAAAUCUGCCUGCCUCUGCCUCCUGCGUGCUGGGAUUAAAAGCAUGAGCCACCAUGACCUUGUUUUUCUUUCUUUUUAAAUUACUUUAUCUGUGUGGGUGUUUUGCCUGCCUGCACAUCUGUGCAAUACUUGCAUAUCUGGUGCAUGUGGAGGUCAGAAGGGCUGAGGAUCCCCUAGGACUGGAAUUACCAUUGUCAGCCACCAUACAUCACAGACGGGGUGCUGGGAAUUGAACCUCGGUGCCCUGCAGUAGCAAUGAGCACUCUUAACAGAUGUGCCAUUUCUCCAGCCUUGCUCUACCUGGCUUAUGAGACAGAAUCCCUCACUGGGGCCUAGUGCUGGGCAGAUUAGGCUACAUGGGGUGGUCAAAAAGUUCCAGGGAUCCAUUUGUCUCAGCCUUCACAGAGCCUGGGUUACUGGAGCAAGCCACCAUCCCCCUGUGCUACACAGCAAGCUCUUCACAGGCUGAGAGAUCUCCUCAGUCCCUUUCUUUCUCCUUCUGUCUCCUCAACCCUGUACCCCCUUGCUAUAGCUAAAAGGUGAGGUGGAGAUGGUACCUGGAGAGAGUGGAGCAGGCGUAGUCUGGAGAGGGGAGACUGGGCGCAUCCCCUGAUGCUCCUCAUGGUUUGAAUGAACUAUUGUCAUCCGCAUCUGUGAGCUGUUCUGGAGGCAUGACUCGGAAGGACUUAUGGGGUUUGGGUGAGGAUCUCCAUAUGGGGGGGGGGUGUCCCUAAACGGGCAGUGUUUAAGACACUAGGGAUCUGGGGACUGCGAUAAGAUAGAUACUGAUUUUUUUUCCUUUUUUUCUUUUAGUUCUCGCCACUAUGAGUUUUAUGGGCAGGCGUUGACACCAGAGCAGAGUGCACGGCGCCAUGCCUUGGAAAAUUGAGGAAGUCAAGGACUUUCUGCUCACAGCCUGGCAGAGAGAUGCCACAUCUGUCAAGAUCAAGAAGACCAAGGAUCAUGUGAAUGAAGUUCAAGGCUCACUGCAGCAGAUACCUCUACACUGUGGUCACCACAGACAAGGAGAAGGCAGAGAAGCUGAAACAGUCUCUACAGAUUGACAGUGAAGAAGCUGAACUGAACCAGAGCUCUGCAUUUGACUUUUAAAAACCCUGAGAAGCAAUAUAUAUAUGGCCUUGCAGAGUUUGGGGGCCCAGCGUGUAUGUCAGAAAGAGACGGAACAUGGCCUGAGACACCCAGUGGACUCUGAGGACAGGGCGGGAGGUCAGCUCUGGGGUAGGAGUUGGAUACUGAAGGUCCAAAGGAGUAAGCAAGGUACCGGCCCAGGCCCUGACUCCUUGAAGAGAGCACUUGCAGGUCAGCAAGAGGGUUUAGCAGGUAAAGGAGCUUGCCGCACAAGCCCAGCAGCCCAAGUUCGAUUCCUGGAAGCCACAUGAAGAUGAAGAAACCGAGAUUCAGAGAGGUUCAGACACUUGCCCGAGGUCACACAGCUAGUCUCUCCCACUCCUCCUGCCUCCCCCGUGCACCAUGGCUCCAGGCCCCUUCUCCUCCGGGCUCCUCUCGCCACCACCUGCUGCUCUCCCUUUUCUGCUGCUGCUCUGGGCAGGAGCAUCUCGUGGCCAGCCCUGCCCCGGUCGCUGCAUCUGUCAGAACGUGGCACCUACACUGACCAUGCUGUGUGCCAAGACCGGCCUGCUCUUCGUGCCACCCGCCAUCGACAGGCGUGUGGUAGAGCUGCGGCUCACUGACAACUUCAUUGCGGCUGUGCGUCGUCGAGACUUCGCCAAUAUGACCAGCCUGGUCCACCUCACCCUGUCUCGAAACACCAUUGGCCAGGUAGCAGCUGGCGCCUUUGCUGACCUCCGUGCUCUCCGGGCCCUGCAUCUUGACAGCAAUCGUCUUGCAGAAGUGCGAGGGGACCAGCUCCGGGGCUUGGGUAACCUCCGCCACUUGAUCCUUGGCAACAAUCAGAUCCGUAAGGUGGAGUCGGCAGCCUUUGACGCUUUCCUGUCCACCGUGGAGGACCUGGAUCUAUCCUACAACAACCUGGAGGCACUGCCAUGGGAGGCGGUGGGUCAGAUGGUGAACUUGAACACCCUCACGCUGGACCACAACCUCAUUGAUCACAUUGCGGAGGGCACCUUCGUGCAGCUGCACAAACUCGUGCGCUUGGACAUGACCUCUAACCGCCUACAUAAACUGCCCCCCGACGGACUGUUCCUGAGGUCCCAGGGCGGUGGGCCCAAGCCACCUACCCCACUGACCGUCAGCUUCGGUGGCAACCCGCUGCACUGCAACUGUGAACUGCUCUGGCUUCGGCGCCUGACCAGGGAGGAUGACUUGGAGACAUGUGCCACGCCCGAGCAUCUCACUGACCGCUAUUUCUGGUCCAUCCCCGAGGAGGAAUUUCUCUGUGAGCCCCCGCUCAUCACACGACAGGCAGGCGGCCGGGCCCUAGUUGUGGAGGGCCAGGCUGUCAGUCUGCGCUGCCGGGCGGUGGGUGACCCAGAGCCCGUGGUGCAUUGGGUGGCACCGGAUGGGCGGCUGCUGGGGAACUCCAGCCGGACUCGGGUCCGUGGUGACGGAACGCUGGAUGUGACUAUCACCACCCUGAGGGACAGCGGUACCUUCACUUGCAUAGCCUCCAAUGCUGCAGGGGAAGCCACUGCACCUGUGGAGGUAUGUGUGGUGCCUCUGCCACUCAUGGCGCCCCCACCUGCUGCCCCGCCGCCUCUCACUGAACCUGGUUCUUCUGACAUCGCCACACCGGGCAGACCUGGUGCCAACGACUCAGCCACUGAGCGCAGGCUUGUGGCUGCUGAACUUACGUCCAGCUCUGUGCUCAUCCGCUGGCCGGCCCAGAGGCCAGUGCCUGGCAUCCGCAUGUACCAAGUGCAAUACAACAGCUCUGCGGAUGACUCCCUAGUCUACAGGAUGAUCCCUUCUACCAGCCAGACCUUCCUGGUGAAUGAUUUGGCGGCUGGCCGCGCCUAUGAUUUGUGUGUGUUGGCAGUCUACGACGAUGGGGCCACCGCUCUGCCGGCCACCAGAGUGGUGGGCUGUGUGCAAUUCACCACCGCGGGAGAUCCUGCACCAUGCCGCCCGCUGAGGGCCCACUUCUUGGGCGGCACCAUGAUCAUCGCCAUCGGGGGCGUCAUCGUAGCCUCGGUCCUCGUUUUCAUCGUUCUGCUCAUGAUUCGCUACAAAGUGUAUGGCGAUGGGGACAGCCGCCGCAUCAAGGGGACGUCCAGAUCGCCCCCUCGGGUCAGCCACGUGUGCUCUCAGACCAAUGGUUCAAGUGCACAGCAAGCCUCCGCCCCACCAGCUCCAGACCGCUACGAGGCGCUGCGGGAGGUGGCUGUCCCUGCAGCCAUCGAGGCAAAGGCCAUGGAGGCCGAGGCGACUUCCACUGAGCUAGAGGUGGUGCUUGGACGCUCUCUGGGUGGCUCGGCCACCUCUCUGUGCUUGCUGCCCUCCGAGGAAACUUCAGGGGAGGAAUCUAGGGCCGUAACCGGCCCUCGAAGGAGCCGUUCGGGGGCCUUGGGGCCUCCAACUUCAGCACCCCCAACGCUAGCUCUGGUUCGUGGGGGAUCCCCGGCCCGGCCGAGGCCACAACAACGCUAUUCCUUUGAUGGGGACUACGGGGCGCUGUUCCAGAGUCACAGUUACCCGCGCCGCGCCCGGCGGACAAAGCGCCACCGGUCCACGCCCCACCUGGACGGGGCUGGAGGGGGCGCGGCCGGGGAGGACGGAGACCUGGGGCUGGGCUCCGCCCGGGCACGCCUGGCCUUCACCAGCACCGAAUGGAUGCUGGAGAGUACGGUGUGAGCGGCGGGCGCACGGGCACCGGGACGCCUGUGGGCCGCACUUAGUUGCCCAGCCCGGCCGGAUGCGGGGGAGGCUGGAGAGAAGGGACGCGCGAGGGGCGGGGCCUACCGCAGUCAAGGCCACGCCCACCAGCCUCCGGAUUGGAGGAAGGCCGCCGGCCUCUCCGACUCCACCCCUCUGCCCUGUCCCCCGCGCGCUCGCGGACCUCGCCGGAGCCGGUGCCUUACACAGCGAAGCGCGGGGAGGGGCGGGGCCCCCCCACACUGCAGCACUGAGACACGAGUCCCCUACCCUACCCGGGACCCUGGGGCAGGGGCGAGGGGCCCAUUCCUUGUAUCUGGCUGGACUAGAUCUCUUCUGCCCCGCGGCGGCCUCCAAAGCCUCCCGUCCCCUCACCCAGCCCCAUCCCUGGUCCCACCAGUCUGGUUUGGAGGGAGGGGCUUCUUUUUUCUCUCUAUGUCCUAGUCUUUCCUGCCCUCUGUCGUCUGUUUUAAGUCCUUCCCUACUUGUCUCCCUUUUUUCUGUCCCAUUGUCGUCUCUUCUCCCUCUGCCCUCCCUUGUUUUUGGUUUUUUGUUUGUUUGUUUGUUUUUUGUUUUGUCCAGUGUCCGUGUCUCUCCCGAUUCCCUGUCCUCACCAUCUUCCGGGCAGGUCCCACUGAAGGACCAGACUCUUCUAUCUUCCUUAUCCCCACAAUGAAUUCCCCACACAAACAAAAACCAAAUCCCACUCCGGAGCCGGGACCCUCCGCCGCAGCAGAAUUAAACUUUUUUCUGUGUCUGA
Molecule: messenger RNA, 7660 nt
Organism: Rattus norvegicus (Norway rat)
Lineage: Eukaryota; Metazoa; Chordata; Mammalia; Rodentia; Muridae
Gene: Lrfn1
Product: leucine rich repeat and fibronectin type III domain containing 1
Cellular component (GO): membrane; postsynaptic density membrane; cell surface
Source: RefSeq, a predicted model, not a curated record